Prorocentrum cordatum is the source of this 1224-nucleotide messenger RNA. Lineage: Eukaryota; Dinophyceae; Prorocentrales; Prorocentraceae. The record is from the annotation of a GenBank genome assembly.
AUGACGUUCAGCAGCAGCACCGAGGCCGGCAGUGUGAGCCGCAGCAGCAGCGCGACGAGCGUCACCCUCACCGGCGCGACUGACACAACCAUGGUGACGAGUUCGAGCUUCACGGGCUCUGCGACGUUAACCAGCCUGGCAGACACUAGCAGCACGACGCUCACCGGCACCACAGAGACCAGCAGCACGAGCCCCAGCAGCAGUUCCAGUAGCCGUGCCACAGACCUCACCAGCGCAAGCGCGAGUGACACCAUCCCAAUGGCUAGCGCCAAUGCCACUAGGACGGCUACACUUGCCAGCAUGACGGAGACCAGCAGCACAACGCUCACCAGAAUUGGUAGAAUUAGCAAUUUGACCUUGACCAGCAGCUCGGGUGGUAGCAUUACGAGCACGACCAGCGCCGCCGUGCUGACUAGCACCACUUUGACGAGCGCUGGUUCUACGACGGCGGGUGCACCAUUAACCAGCUCAACCAGCACUGGCAGCGCGACAGUCAUCCGCACCACAGGGACGAGCAGCCUGCCAGAGAGCAGCACCACGAGCCAUAAUAGCUCCAGCACGACUGGUACAAUUGCGACGACUAACGCGAGCGUCGCCGACAUUGCCUCGUUGACCAGCUCGACAGGAAGUAGCAGCACGACGGCCAGCAACACAGGCACGAGCACAGUGACCCUGAACAGCAGCUUCGGAAGCAGCACCACGAACCUCACCAGCACCAGCGCCACUGGUACAAGCACGGUGGCUAGUGAGAGCGUCACUGAAAUUGCCGCGUUAACGAGCUCGACCGGCACGAGCAGCAUGACGCCCGUCAGCAGCAGCACAGGGACGUGGAUCGCAACCUUGAACAUUAGCUCCGAGAGCAGGACCACAAGCCUCACAGGUACAAGCGCGACUGAAACCGUCACGAUCACCAGUGCAAGCCUCACCAGCACCGCCACAAUGUCAAGCUCGACGGGCACUGAAAGCGCAACGACGGUCAGCAGCGGCACAUUGACUAGCAGCGUUACCCCGAGCAGCACUUCCGAGAGCAGCACGACGAGCCUCACUGGCACCAGUGGGCCUGGAACCGUCACGAUCACCAGUGCGAGCCUCACCAGCACCGCCACAUUGACCAGCUCGACGGGCUCUGACAGCACAACGAUGGCCAGCAGCGGCACCUUGACUAGCAGCCGUGACCCCGAGCAGCAGCUCCGAGAGCAGUACCACGAGCCUCACCGACACUAG